This is a messenger RNA of Podarcis raffonei (Aeolian wall lizard), 1511 nucleotides long. It is a transcript of the gene HSD17B7, whose product is annotated as hydroxysteroid 17-beta dehydrogenase 7. The transcript has 10 exons. NCBI's taxonomy places the organism in Eukaryota, Metazoa, Chordata, Lepidosauria, Squamata, Lacertidae. Bases 14 to 1150 code for a protein of 378 amino acids. Gene Ontology annotation, cellular component: endoplasmic reticulum membrane. Gene Ontology annotation, biological process: cholesterol biosynthetic process. Gene Ontology annotation, molecular function: 3-beta-hydroxysteroid 3-dehydrogenase (NADP+) activity; estradiol 17-beta-dehydrogenase [NAD(P)+] activity; 5-alpha-androstane-3-beta,17-beta-diol dehydrogenase (NADP+) activity. The record is from RefSeq and is a predicted model, not a curated record.
UCCGCCGCUCGCCAUGCAGAAGGUGGCCGUUGUCACCGGCGCCAGCAGUGGAAUUGGAUCUGCGCUGUGUGAGCGUCUCCUCCAGGAAGAUGCCAGCCUCCACGUGUGUUUGGCCUGCAGGAACCUGGAGAAGGCAAACGCCACCCGGAACCACCUGUUGUCCUGCUUCCCCAGUGCAGACAUCAGCAUAGUUCAAAUAGAUGUUAGCAAGAUGGCCUCUGUCUUACGCGCAGCGGAAGAGAUCAAGGCAAGAUUUCAUCGUUUGGAUUAUCUCUUUUUGAAUGCUGGGAUCAUGGUAAAUCCACGUAUCAGUUUAUGGGCAUUUAUACGUGGCAUCUUCUCCAGGAGUUCAAAGCAAGACACAUGGGUUUCCCAUGCAGUCUCCCAUCCAAAUACUGACCAGCCCCAAACCUGUCUAGCUUCAGUGAUGGAACAUCCUCAAGUGGAACAAAAUGAAGCAAAGUCCUCUUUUGCCCAGAGGGCAUACCAGAUGCUGACUACAGCAGAGGGGCUGAUGAGCCAAGAAGACAGGGUCACUGCAGACAACCUUCAGGAGGUCUUUGAAACAAAUCUCUUCGGACAUUUUGUUCUGAUCCGGAACCUGGAGCCUUUGCUCUGCUGCAUUGAAAAGCCCAGCAAGCUGGUCUGGACCUCUUCAGUCAAUGCCUGCAAAUCUAACUUCAGCCUUGAGGACUUUCAGCACAGGCAAGGCAAGGAGGCCUACAGCUCUUCUAAAUAUGCUACUGACCUUACAAGUGUGGCUCUGAACAACCGGUUCAACAAGCAGGGCCUGUAUUCUAGUGUUGUGUGUCCAGGUGUUGUGAUGACCAACAUGACGUUUGAGAUUUUGCCUCCUUUCGUGUGGAAGUUAUUUUUCCCCAUUCUGUGGCUGUUCCGCCUUUUUACCAACACGUACACACUGACGCCGUACAAUGGAGCAGAAGCACUGGUUUGGCUCUUCAAGCAGAAGCCUGAGCUGCUGGACCCACUGGUGAAAUUUCACAGCUGCACCACAUUCUUUGGGAAGAACUACGUUGAGAUCCGCAAGAUGGAUCUCAGUGAAGAUACCGCAGAGAAGCUGUACGAGAAGCUCCUGGAACUAGAGAAGCAACUUCUUGCAAGGUGCAACAGCCCACAGCAUAAAAAAUAGCAAAGCCAGACCAGUCUUUAGCCACCAUUCCUCAUGGCAAUGAGUUUCUUCCACUUGGGACAGUUAAGAACCUCGGCUCCUCACCCCCACCCCACACUGGCUUUUGCCUUUUGCAAUGCAAACCUCUCUAGAGAGGUAUCUUUUGGCUGUCAUGAAGCUGAAGUGCUGAAAGAAACCAAAAGGUCUUACAGUUCAGUCCCUGCCCUCCCCCCGGGUGGUUUUUAUAAUGCCUUUUCUCUCCUUUUAGUUGCCGUGUCUUUACGUCACUGCAGCAUUUGUCUUUUCCCUGUUACGCGUUUCCUGAAGCCUUUGUACUCCUCAGAGCAGGAUGUUUCUCAAAUAAUAAAUGAAAUGAAGGGUC